Messenger RNA from Drosophila takahashii, 620 nucleotides. RefSeq lists its product as uncharacterized. NCBI's taxonomy places the organism in Eukaryota, Metazoa, Arthropoda, Insecta, Diptera, Drosophilidae. Gene Ontology annotation, molecular function: DNA binding. The record is from RefSeq and is a predicted model, not a curated record.
CUAAAGCGCGGCCUCUUUUGGUCAAAUAUUUUAUUAAAUUUAAUUAAUUUAAGCGAUUUAAAGUGUUUUAGGACUGUGCAAAUAGUUAAAACAAAAGCAUGUGGAACAGGCCGAAAGUGUACGAGAAUAGGACCGCCAAAAACGAGGAAAACGAUCAGGAGGAGGCUUCAUACGUCAAGGAGGAAGAUCAUAUAAAGCCCGAGAGAUCAAGUUCGCUGCGCCUGAAUAACACCAAUAUGUCAAUAAAGAGAAGUCAGCUGCCAUACUCGCGGCCCAUUCCCCAGAACCGUGAGGAACUCCUCCAGAGCAUCGGGCGAGAUCGCGAGGUUCUGGGGGCCUACUUCCAAAGAUUAACAUCCCAGCGAGAGGAUGCCAAGUCGCCGGAUGUGGCACCACCUAACCCUCCUGCUCCCCAGCGAAACAGCUACGACCUGUUCUUCGAGAGCGCCUGCAUCAGUGUCAAAGGAUUGCCACCCAAAUUGGCCGCCGAAGCCAAGAGCCGCAUCUCCCAGAUCAUCACUGAGUUCGAGAUCCGCGCCAUCUCGGAAUUGGAGGCCCAGCAGGAGCGCCGAAUGGACAAUGCAUCGGGGAUAGUCUACGAAUUCCGACCCUGCUCGUAA